Molecule: messenger RNA, 408 nt
Organism: Oppiella nova
Lineage: Eukaryota; Metazoa; Arthropoda; Arachnida; Sarcoptiformes; Oppiidae
Source: the annotation of a GenBank genome assembly
CUAAGGGCAAUAAUCAUGGGACACAUAAUGUUCAUGGUCAUUGAGUUCUACACGUUUUACUCAAAUGGUUUUGUGGCACAAAUGUCGGCCCAUGAUUUAGCACCCACCAACAAUCUGUUUAAUGGGUUUCUGAAAACCCAUUCCGUUGCUAAUCUACUACACGUCAAGCCUUACCAUUACGGCCCAUCCUAUCUGAAUGGCCUAAUAUUAGGCGAUUUAAUGAAAACCACUUCAGAUGUCCGCCAAAUAUACGAUAAUAUUUACGUCAAAACAUGUGUCAAACCAUUGGCUCUGUUUUGGGUCCUCAUAACUACGGCAACCUUUGUAAAGACGACCCUUUUUGGUCACUUCGCACCGGCUUCGGGCCCCGUAUGCCUCGUUUGGCCCAAUAGCCAAAGUUUCGCGUAA